CAGGCGGGGCUGCGGGGCGGUGUGGAGGCGCUUCCUCCUCCCACAGAACGUGCCCUGGCAAGGCCAGAAAGCCGCUCGCCAUGUCGGCUGCGGAGGCGGGGGACGUUUUCCACAGAGCCCGGGGCAGGACCCUGGACGCAUUUUCCUCAGGAACUCCCUGGCGGAAAGAGCAGACCAAAGACCUGCAGCGAGUAUUGAAGGCUGUUGAUCGGGACAUCCCUCUGGUGCUGGUCAGUGGCAACCAUGACUUGGGCAAUGUGCCCACAGCUGCGACUGUGGAAGAGUUCUGCCAGACAUGGGGAGAUGACUACUUCAGCUUCUGGGUCGGGGGCGUCCUGUUCCUGGUGCUCAACUCCCAGUUCUUGUACGAUGCCUCUAGGUGCCCUGACCUGAAGCAGGCCCAGGACCACUGGCUGGACCAGCAGCUGAGCAUCGCAGAGCAGCAGCAGUGCCAGCAUGCCAUUGUCUUCCAGCAUAUCCCACUGUUCCUGCAGAGCAUUAAUGAGGAUGACGACUACUUCAACCUCACCAAAGCCGUGCGGAAGGAGCUAGCAGACAAGCUCACUAGAGCAGGUAUCAGAGCUGUGUUCUCAGGCCACUACCACAGGAAUGCUGGAGGAUCCUACCAGAAUCUUGACAUGGUGGUUUCAUCUGCCAUCGGGUGCCAGCUAGGCAAAGACACCCACGGGCUCCGUGUGGUAGUCAUCACUGCUGAGAAAAUUGUUCACCGCUACUACAGUUUAGAUGAGCUGAGCAAGAGGGGGCUGGACGAGGACCUGAAGCAGCUGCUGAAGGAGUGAUUCCCCACAAAAUCCACCAGUUUUCAAGCUCAUGCUCUUCCAUUUCGCCAAAAUAUUCAUAGCCCCUUAUAGAAAUGUUUGAGUAGACAGGCAGGUUUGUGAACAGAUGUCCUUUUACAUAAAUCAAAGUGUGUGGUCCUGUCCUCAAUUAUAUUCAAAAAAGACUGUCUUUCCUUUUAAAAAUCCAGAAAUGAAGGCUGUAGGUAUUUUCUAAUUAUGGUGUGAGACUUUCCACAGGAUGUUUGGGUAAAUUCUCCUCAUUGCGCAGUUCUGCCCUUGAAUCCCGCUGUUUCUGAGCACUUACAAUCAAUAUCCACCUACUGCCCUCCAUCACAGCCCAGUUCCCAAGUGUGAUCUUUAAUAAAUUCCUCGAACAAACUGCA
Messenger RNA from Psammomys obesus (fat sand rat), 1183 nucleotides. It is a transcript of the gene Cpped1, whose product is annotated as calcineurin like phosphoesterase domain containing 1. Gene Ontology annotation, molecular function: hydrolase activity. The transcript is spliced from 3 exons. Bases 81 to 800 code for a protein of 239 amino acids. The record is from RefSeq and is a predicted model, not a curated record. NCBI's taxonomy places the organism in Eukaryota, Metazoa, Chordata, Mammalia, Rodentia, Muridae.